Molecule: messenger RNA, 6595 nt
Organism: Dermochelys coriacea (leatherback sea turtle)
Lineage: Eukaryota; Metazoa; Chordata; Testudines; Dermochelyidae
Gene: CALCRL
Product: calcitonin receptor like receptor
Exons: 15
Coding region: 2254-3660 (468 amino acids)
Biological process (GO): cell surface receptor signaling pathway; angiogenesis; adenylate cyclase-activating G protein-coupled receptor signaling pathway
Cellular component (GO): plasma membrane
Molecular function (GO): calcitonin gene-related peptide receptor activity; calcitonin receptor activity; adrenomedullin receptor activity
Source: RefSeq, a predicted model, not a curated record
GUUUCCCUCUUGCUGCUGAUCACUUACAAUCUGACAACCCUUCCAAUUCUCCUCAGAGCAAUCCCUCUCUCCACAGAAGACCAGAAGUAACCUCUUACAUUAGGAUCAUCAGGCUCUGAUAAACUGGAUUUAUACCCAGCUUGCAGGAUCAGAUUCACCAGUAGGUAUUCUUGUAGAAACAUACCUUCAUGAUCCCAGUGCGUAGGAGAGCCUUGGCACAGUGAUCCUCUGCCCCCAUUCCACAGGCAGUGUUCCACACCUCUGAUCCCCUCUUCUCUCCAAAGUCUAUGGAAGGUAUCGGUGUUAUAGUGGGCAGGAAGGGCAGAGGGUAGGCUAGGAAAGGCACAGAUGGGUCAGGGCAGGGAGAAAGCAUCAUCUCCUCCCUCCCCCCAACUCCUUACUGCCACCACCAGUCGCCUCACACUGAAUAAUACUUCCACAAUUCCUCCUUCCCUCUACCUCCCAUACACACAUUGGAGAACCACCUUUAGCCCAUCAGAGACAGAUUUGAUGCAGUGAGCCAUAACCAUGAGAACAGGAAUAGCCCUGGCCUCCCAUUGAUCCUGAAGGAUCUGCAACCUUUGUGGGGAGGCACUGUAGGCUAUUCUGCGUGAGAGGAAUAACCCUGCCGCUAAUGCAGCAACUGUUGAGAAAGUUCCACAAGCAGAAACUUGUGCAGAUUUCUUCCUCUUAAUCCCCAUCCUAAAGUGUCAGUCCUACUGGCUCUCCCAAGGACAAUUUAAAACCUCAUCAGACAUUUAGAACUGAAUGCAAAAGACACUGUUACCAAGAGAAAAAAAAUGGCUUUAAACUUCACAGAAAAAAUAGUGCUGCCAACAUAUUGUGAUAGCUCUUUUAAGAUCUUAAGUAUUAUUGCCAACGGCCAAGAACAUUACUGAUUACUGCGUAUGGUAUCCGUUGGACAUGGGAAACUAAAUGUAAUGGGGUGGUAGCCAAAAUCUACUAAUGGGGAAAAGUGCACAGGAUUAAUUCAGUGUGUUGUAAUCUUAUCCACAGGCUGUUCUGUAAUCUGUACAAGAUCUCUGGCAAACAACUUUACUUUUAAGUGGUAAAAAAUUAUUUGCACACUCAUAAAGAGAGUAUAAAUGAUGUGCGAUGUCGUGAACUAGCCUGCAGUAGUUCACUUGAAACACAUCUGAAACCUUCAAGCACAUCUAUCUUAAAGAAUGACUCAGGGAAAGACAGGAAAGUACAAGAAAGCUCUUUACCAUAAUGUCUAUGUUUCCAGCUAGUACAUGAAGAAGCUGAUAUACAAUUUCCAGCAACAAUAAAAUGAAGCUACUAUAAUGUCAUACUCCCCCUUCCUCUUUUCCCCCCAUUUGCUCUCCAUUUACUAAUUUAUUUUCUCACCCCCAUGCCCAAAGAGCUCCAGGCCUUCAUGCUGAAGCCACUUCAUGGGUAGAACCCUGGCUGAAGGGUCUGCAUACAGAACAGCUAUAGUGCUGGGCUCCAAGGAGCUUUUAUUUCAGGCAAAAGUAAUUUGCAAAGGUCUGUACUAAAGCUCAAUGAAUAGGGAAUAGCUCUGUGAUCCCACUUCUCACCACUAGCACAUACUCAGAACCAGCCAUAAUUCUACCCAAUGACUUUAAGAGCAUUAUUUGAGCAAUGGUCAGAGGGAAAAGGAAUUAAGCAGUGUGAAGACCCCUGAAAGCAUUAUGCCUGCAGAAGUCAGGAGCGGGGAUAACACCACUUUCAGGGUAGCUAGGAUCAGUGUCAUUCCCUGCAAUGCUUUCUGCACCUAUUCUGCAGGUAUUGCAUGUGCUUUCCCCUAUGCUGCUUGGUAUUUACCAACUGGUGUACUGUUAAGGCUCCCACACCAAACACCAAACCUACUCUUCGAGGGUACCCUCUGGCCUUCUCCCCUUGUGGUCCACAGCAUUUUGCAAUCAAAAUAUGGCUUCCUCCUUUGCAGUGUGCUGGGAAUAGCUCUGUGAUCCCACUUCUCACCACCAACAUGUACUCAGAACCUGCCCUAAUCAUACCCAAUGACUUUAAGAGCAUUAUUUGAAAAAAGAAUAUGUGCCAGUUGGUUUAAUUCCUCCUUUUCUGCUUUGCACAGGCUUGGGAGAUAAUAGUUACAUAGCAGAAUGGAAAAGGAUAUGACUACUGGAUAAAAAAAUAUCUGAGACAAGAGUGAGUAUGACACCAACGAAAAUGUGGUUGGAAUCUGGACACACCUUUGCACCUUGAUCUUGUUGUUGAACUGUAGCAUAACAAAAAAAUUCAGAUUUAAUGAUGGAAACAAAUUGGAUCAUUCAUUUGCUGCUCCUCUUGUCAGUUACCAUGUUUUUUGCCAUUGCGAUACCAAAUGAGAAGAAUCAGAAUGUGACAGAAGACUCCACUCAGCUGAGUGUGACUAGGAAUAAAAUUAUGACAGCUCAGUAUGAAUGCUAUCAGAAAAUUACGCAAGAUCCUAUUCACAGUAAAGAAGGUCCUUACUGUAAUAGAACAUGGGAUGGUUGGUUGUGUUGGAAUGAUGUUGCAGCAGGAACCGUAUCAGUACAACGCUGUCCUGACUACUUUCAGGACUUUAACCCAUCAGAAAAAGUGACAAAGAUCUGUGACCAAAAUGGAAACUGGUUUAGACAUCCCGAAAGCAACAGAACGUGGACAAACUACACCCAGUGUAAUCUCCGUACACAUGAAAAAGUAAAGACAGCUCUGAAUUUGUAUUAUCUGGCCAUCAUCGGGCAUGGUCUUUCAAUUGCAUCACUUUUGAUUUCCCUUGGCAUAUUCUUUUACUUUAAGAGCUUGAGUUGCCAAAGGAUCACCCUACAUAAAAAUCUGUUUUUCUCUUUUGUUUGCAACUCCAUCGUUACAAUAAUUUGGCUGGCGGCAGUUGCCAACAACCAGCAGUUAGUUGCAACUAAUCCAGUUAGUUGCAAAGUAUAUCAGUUCAUUUACCUAUAUUUAAUGGGUUGCAAUUACUUCUGGAUGCUCUGUGAAGGGAUUUAUCUGCAUACUCUCAUUGUGGUGGCCGUUUUUGCAGAGAAACAACACCUGAUGUGGUAUUAUCUUCUCGGCUGGGGAUUCCCAUUGAUCCCUGCCUGCAUACACGCUAUAGCAAGAAGUCUGUAUUUCAAUGACAACUGCUGGAUCAGUUCUGAAACUCAUCUGCUGUACAUUAUCCAUGGUCCUAUUUGUGCUGCUUUAGUGGUGAAUCUUUUUUUCCUGUUGAAUAUUGUUCGAGUCCUCAUAACCAAGCUCAAAGUCACACACCAGGCAGAAUCCAGUCUAUACAUGAAAGCUGUGAGAGCUACACUCAUUCUAGUGCCACUUCUUGGCAUUGAGUUUGUGCUGUUUCCAUGGCGACCAGAAGGCCGUAUUGCUGAAGAAGUAUAUGACUACGUGAUGCAUAUCCUUAUGCAUUAUCAGGGUCUGUUGGUGGCUACAAUUUUCUGCUUUUUUAAUGGAGAGGUCCAAGCUGUUUUGAGAAGGCACUGGAAUCAGUACAAAAUCCAAUUUGAGCACAGCUUCAGCCACUCAGAUGCUAUGCGCACAGCUUCCUACACGGUAUCAUCCAUCAGUGAUGUUCAGGGCUACAGCUUCAAUCACGAUUUCACGAGUGAACAUUUAAAUGGGAAAAGCUACCAUGACAUGGAGAAUAUUGUUUUAAAAUCUGAAAAGCUGUAUGGUUGACUGCAGAAAUGCUGUAUUGCCCACAUUCUAGUCCUCAUAGCUCAUGAACUUGAAGUUUGAGUUAAUGACUUCGUGGCCAGAAGAUUUUUACCUCACUUGGGACAUGUUUUUCCUGAAUGAUGCAAACUUAAAACAAGUAUUUCUCAUGUGUAUAUACAUAUGCACAUAUGUGUGGAUGUAUAUGGUAUGCACACAUAUAUGUUCAUAUAUAGAUAUAAGUACAUAUAUAAAGAAUCAGACUUUGCCUCUUCCGUUUCUACUGUGUAGACCAAGUUGGCAAUUAUUUUGUAUGCAGGGAAUCAAUGAAGGAUUUCUUAUUCUCUUGAAAGUUUGUGUAAAGACUGUUUUGUAUUGAAAGCCAUAUCAUUUGCCUGUGAGAACUCAUCUUGUAAAUACUGUCUUAGUCAUAAUAUAUUUGCUAAAUUCAUCCAGUACACAACCUAAAUAAGUGAUUAAGAUUGAACUCUGUCAGGAAAGACAGAUUGUUGAAGAUAAUCAAGUCUGAGAUGUUGAUAUGUAUCUGGCUCAUUUUUUGCCAGUAUUUUAAACCAGGCAUGUUGUAAAGGCAUCCAGAUGCCAAUGCCCAAAAUCUGAGGCAUGAAACCCCCACUGCUUCUAUUCUUCAAUGUUAAAUUUUACAAGAUGUUUUUAAUUAUUUUAGUAGACAGACAGCCUGAUCCUGCUACAAAUGAAGCAAAAGGAAGUUUCUUAUUGACUUUAAUGGGAGCAGGACCAGUGAGGUCCUGAUCUGGAAAAGCUGAUAAGCCCAUCUUUAUCUUUGACUUUGAUGGAACUUAAACUAGUGCUUAAGUUGUUUUUAAAUUCAGGCCGGAUUGCUGACUUGGAGCAAGAUUGCAUACAUGUAAAGAAAAAUAUUUUCCUUGCCACAUGCCUGAUACCUGGCUCCUUAGUUUAUGAAUCAGGCAAAACGAAUCCCAUUGAUACAGUGGGAGUUUUGUCUGAGAAAGGCGUGCAAGAUUGCAUGGCAUGCAAAUAAAUAUUAUCUUAGAGCCAGCUUCUUUGGCCUAGGCUAGAGUAAUAAGAAAAGAUGGUUUGGGGCAUUUUCCAGUGGUUUUUGGAACACUUACCAAGUCUAUCUUAUGAAAAUCUUUUGGAGCCUUUCUGAAGUGCCUUGUUUGGGAAAUUCAGUAUUAUUUUAUGGUGACUGAUUGGAUAAGGCUUGAAUCUGUUAAGGUCUUAAGAAAAAUAUAUCUUUAAAGACAGCAUUUUCUGUGUAUUUUUAAAUGUUUUAUGUUUUAAACAAAUUGUGUAUUUUCAAAACAAAGGAAGAAAAAUCAAAAGGGGGGCACGUGAUAAAGUCUUAUUCAAAAGUAUUUUUUUAAGGCUGAAUAAAGUGAACUAAACAGAAAUGAUGAAAAAUCUAGUACUGUGGAUGGUAGAAUAUUGCCAUGCAAAAGUAUUUCUGAUUUAUUAAAACCAACACCAGAGGAUUAAAAAAUACUUUCUCAGAACACCUCAGUUUUAAAGGCUUAUUGUUGAAUAUGAAUAAUUCAGUUUUGGCCUUUAAGGGUGAUAUGUCAUUAGUCUUCUAACAGACUUCAAUAGACAGCUAAUUAGCCAGCCAUUAUAGGGCUUAUCAGUUUGAGAUUUCAUAAGAAUGUGAAUAGUUUUUGUCUUCAUCACAGCAGUUUGCAACUUUAUGUAUAUGUUUAAACCUUCUAUUGGCUGGUAAUUGAAUUUAGAUUAAUUCUGUUGGCUGGUGAGUUAAAUUCUAGAGGCCUAAUGUUCCCAUUAGAUGAUGCAACUCUACUGAUUUUACUGGGGUUUUUACCUCUUAGUGGAAGGGAGUAUUGGCUGCUCAUAGCUCCAUUAAGGAGCUGUGGAUUGGGAAGGUAGGGGGUUAGAAUGAGGUCCACAGCUUCUGGUACAAGAGCCAUCCUAACAGCUCACAGUGACAGGCCCAAUGUAGAGCCGUGUACACUCUUAGAAAAGAAACAGCCUGCAGCCCCAGUAAGGUGAGGUGAGAAACAAUCCUUUGUGGCCAUGGUGUGCCAAAUGGCGUGAGAGCUACAUUUUGUCCCUACGCAUGAGGUAGACCUUCUUGCCUAUGGCUGUUGUAUUAGAGAAUAAGUUCUCUACACUCUCUUCUUACAACACCCCUCUCACAUAUCCAGGCAAUCAAGAAAUGGUCUAAAUGCUCCUUUAUCAGAAUAAAUUUGAAUUAAAUCCUUACGCUGAUUUCACACAUGGUCUUUUUUAUAUAUACUUUGUACUGUGUUUGAGCAAACACUGGUGUAGUUACUAUCUGUGCUCUGAAGGAAUAUAGACAGUUAUGGGGUUUUUUUAAAGAGUUCUUUUUACCAGGCCAGCAUUUCUUAGUAACUGUAGUUUGCUGUUAGUAUGUUAUUCAGUGAGGAUUUGAAGUCUCAAAGAGGGUUGGGGGAAUACCUGUCUUGUUUAGGAUCUAAUUUUGUAUUUGGUAUCUGUAAUACUAAGGUGUUAGUUUUAUAUGUUUAUGGAUCUUACUUCAAAUGAGAGAGAGUGUCUAUUUUUAUGCUACUGCUAUCAGUUAAUAAAAUGCCACAAAGAAGUUAGGUCAUGCUCACUGCUGGGUGCUCAGUUGAUUCCAUUUUUUAAAAUGUUAAUUUACUAAUUGUUUUGUCAUUCAUUAUUUUUCAAGUUAAUGAUCUGCUAGAGUAUUUGGCUGAACAUAUGCUAAAACACAUCCUCCUAUGUUACCAUUUCAUGUCCUAAAAGAGUCAUGCUAGAAAUCAAGCAACAUUCAAAUUAUUGUAUAAUGUAAAUAAGAUUAAUGGACUAUAGCAAUGUAUUUAUUGCUUAUCAAGUAAGAGCAAAAUGAAAAAAUGUGAAAUUAUUUUUGGUCUUAUUUUCACUCUGUUCCUAUGAAACAUUCAUUUUAAUUGUUGAUAAACAAAGUAUUAACUUUCUGAUCAAUAAAAUAUUAUUAUGCUUA